AUGGAAGAAGAUGAACUCUGCUUUCCCAAACUGAACACCUCCUGCAGGAAGAUGAAACACUCUAACUUGGAGGCAACUCUCACAUACAAUCUGCUGUCAUGCAUCACUCUGCUAACUGUUGUUCUUAACCUGCUGGUUAUCAUCUCUAUCUACCACUUCAGGCAGCUCCACACCGCCACCAAUCUCCUCAUCCUCUCUCUGGCUGUCUCAGACUUCAUUGUCGGUUUCCUGCAGAUGCCAGUUGAAAUCCUGCUCUUCCAAGGCUGUUGGAUCCUGGGUGACUUCAUAUGUGCUGUGAAUUCUUUUUUAGCUUGCCUUAUUAUAAGCGUUUCAGUAGGAAACAUGGUGCUCAUAUCAGUUGACCGCUAUGUUGCUAUCUGUGAACCCAUGUUUUACUCCACUAAAGUCACUCUUAAAAGAGUCCAACUCUGCAUUUGUCUGUGUUGGAUAUUCUCUGCUUUCCACAGCAGUUGGUUACUGAGGGAUGUCUUGAAACAACCAGGCAGAUAUAAUUAUUGUUACGGAGAGUGUGCAAUUGUAAUUAAUCAUGUUGAAGGAGUUUUUGACUUUGUUGUGACCUUUAUUGGCCCCUUUAGCAUCAUAAUAGUUCUGUAUAUGAGAGUGUUUAUGGUGGCUGUGUCCCAGGCUCGUGCCAUGCACGCCCAUAAUGCAGUUGUCACACUCCAGCAUUCAAGGACAAUAACUGCUAAGAGAUCGGAGAUGAAAGCAGCCAGGACAAUUGGUGUUGUUGUAGUUGUGUUUCUUCUGUGCUCAUGUCCGUAUUACUUUUUCACUGUUACAGCUGAGAAUGCCACAUUAGAAGCAUCUUCUGCAGCUGUAAUUUGGCUGCUAUAUUUAAACUCCAGUCUAAACCCUGUGAUUUAUGCCUUUUUCUACCCCUGGUUCAGAAAAUCAAUUAAACGCAUCGUUACACUUCAGACACUUAAGCCUGGCUCAUCUGAUGCCAACAUAAUGUAA
This is a messenger RNA of Acanthopagrus latus (yellowfin seabream), 978 nucleotides long. RefSeq names its product trace amine-associated receptor 13c-like. NCBI's taxonomy places the organism in Eukaryota, Metazoa, Chordata, Actinopteri, Spariformes, Sparidae. The record is from RefSeq and is a predicted model, not a curated record. Gene Ontology annotation, biological process: G protein-coupled receptor signaling pathway. The transcript is spliced from 2 exons. Gene Ontology annotation, molecular function: trace-amine receptor activity. Bases 1 to 978 code for a protein of 325 amino acids. Gene Ontology annotation, cellular component: membrane.